Molecule: messenger RNA, 1398 nt
Organism: Malassezia restricta
Lineage: Eukaryota; Fungi; Basidiomycota; Malasseziomycetes; Malasseziales; Malasseziaceae
Product: parafibromin
Exons: 3
Coding region: 1-1398 (465 amino acids)
Biological process (GO): positive regulation of transcription elongation by RNA polymerase II; transcription elongation by RNA polymerase II
Cellular component (GO): Cdc73/Paf1 complex
Molecular function (GO): RNA polymerase II complex binding
Source: RefSeq, a predicted model, not a curated record
AUGCAGUCUGGGGAACGCGGAUUAGACCCCUUGCUGUGCCUUCGCACAGCCGUCAUAGCGGGUGAAAAUGACCCAUUGAAGUAUGUGCAUCUGCAUGAUGCAAGUGGCGCUGUGACUGAGAUCGUGAAGCAAGCUACUUCUAUUGUGCUCUCGCAUAUUGAUACGUCCUCCAUGCAAUAUGCCCAAGGCUCCCCAGAUACUGUGCUUCCUGCUGUCUCAGUCACACGUGUGCUCCGUUCUCGUGAUACGCGCAAUAGUGAUGGAAGAGCGCCCUCACCUGAGACGGAACCCGAUGCAUUCGUCCCACUUGCAGCCCUCGUUUUUGCGAUUCAGCAGCGCGAAGAACGUGCUGGUGCAUACCUUCGGAAUGCCACACUAGCAGAGAUCGUGCCACUUCCAGCACUGGAACGGUCGGCUGUACUGGACUACUUAUUGGGAAAGCGCGAUUCCUGGGAAGGUAUCGUUCCAUCAUCUGAUGCUCUGGACGAAGCCUCCGCUACUAAGACCCAGGGCGAGGCGGACGCACAGGUAGAACAUGUGCCUGCCUCCAAGCCUAAGCGUGUUUAUGUUCCAGAUCCACAGGACGCUGAGUUUGUGCGUCGCAUCCGCUCAAAAUAUGAAAUCGUGCUUCUGGAUCGCGACGAUGCCUUGCGAGGCAAAUUGAUGGAAGAAAUGGAAGACGGUGUACCAGGCAUGCGUGCCUCUUCUGACCUUUUGGCACUCCGUACUAUAGUUCGGCCAAGAAUUGAAGAAGCGAAGCGCCGCUCUGCCGUACCAUCCAAAGUGACGUCUUCGUCACGCACUGCUUCGUCCAAACCUGCAGGUCACGGCGCUCGCAAGUCCCGUGCACAGGAUCCCAUCAUCCUCUUGUCCAACUCACCCACGGCACUUGUCAAUAUGUUCAAUGUGAAAGCGCUUUUACAGGAUGGCAUCUUCAUCCAUCCUGAAGAAGCAAGGCAACAGGCUGGUGGCAUCCCCGAAUUGGUCGUGACGAUCCGGGCGCCAUCGGCCGAUGAGAAUGUCACCUCUGCGGGGUCAGGCACACUCUCUCGCCGUAUUCUGGUGGUCGACAAUGCAGAUGCAGUUAACAGACUUGGUAAUGGACUUCCAGGCAGUGAUCAAGAUCCCUGGAGCCGUGUGAUUGCUGUAUUUACUACCGGGCAAGCUUGGCAGUUUAAAUCGUAUCGUUGGACUGAUCCCCGAGACUUAUUCCGUAAUGCUAUGGGCGUGUACAUUCGAUGGAACAACGAAGUAUCCACAUCACAAGCCAAAGAAUGGAACGUGACACAUUUACAGGUGGACCGAACCAAGCGGCACACAGACAAGCAACUGGUGGCAUUCUUCUGGCGUUCACUUGAAAGUUGGGUGCAACGUAAGAAGCCACGCCUGCUUUCGUAA